Pelagomonas calceolata is the source of this 2659-nucleotide messenger RNA. The record is from the annotation of a GenBank genome assembly. NCBI's taxonomy places the organism in Eukaryota, Pelagophyceae, Pelagomonadales, Pelagomonadaceae.
GGCUUCGCUUUGCUGGGGCUGUGUACUGAAACAGCGCAGCGACGGCGUCGUUCGCCGCGAAACUCGCCUGGCGUGACGCAGCACGUGCGCUGGCAGCGAUGCGAUUCCCUGAUGGCCUAUUCGCUCGUUCGCUGAGCUGGGUGAGCUCGUUUUAGCCUCACCAGGGAGAGGCAGCUCUCCGGCCGCGAGACAUGACUACCCUUGUGAACGUCGCAGGUGUCAUCUGGAGCAUUGAGGGGAAAUGCAAGAAAGGUGUAAGCGGCGUCUCAGUGCCGAGGGACGAAAAAAGAAGCAAAAGAGAACAAGAGCAGACGAGCGCCCGAGGUCUCGCUCAUGAGCACUAUGGAAGCGUGGUAUGGCGUCUGUGGUGGCUUUUGACGGCUCCUGACGCCAAACUUCGACAGUCUCACAUCACACGUAGCACUCUUUGACGGCAAAGCUAUUAGCAGCGCCAAUUUGGUCGUCUCGUAGCAGGUAGACUGCAGCGUCCACACGGCAAAGCAUAGAGAAUACAUUUCCGCCUGCACCUUUGCAAAAACGCGGCGCGCGGCGGCUCCACAGCUCCACGCCAGGGGCUGUGAAUCCUCGCCCAUCCUCGCUUGCGCAUCGGAGUCUGUGCGCUGUUUCAGUCGUCGCGGCGGCUGCAGGAGUGCACUGCAGGUACCGCGGACGCAGCGCAUCGCUCGUUACGCGCGCCGCGACCGCUUAAGAGGACGGGAGCGCCGAGACCGAGACCCUCUCCACCAAAAGUCCGCGCGCCGACGCGACACCUUCCACGCAGGUAACCCGAAGAAGAAGAUGCAGUCCGUCGUCGUCGCCCUCGCCCUCUCCAGCGCGGCGGCGCUCGUCGCGCCCUCGAGGCCCGCGGCCCGCGCGGCGCCCCUCGAGGCCGCGACCAUCUCCCUGCCGACGAGCGUCAAGCCCGGCGUCGUCACGGGCGAGGCCCUCGUCGACCUCCUCUCCUACGCGAAGGAGAAGGGCUUCGCGAUCCCGGCGGUCAACGCCGUGAGCUCGUGCGGCAUCAACGCGUGCAUGGAGGCGGCCGCCAAGUACGGCGGCCCCAUGAUCGUCCAGUUCAGCCGCGGCGGCGGCCAGUUCCUCGCGGGCAAGUUCAUCGGGAACCAGGAGCCCGACAAGGCGUCCGUCGCGGGCUGCGUCGCGGGCGCGUUGCAGGUCCGCCAGCUCGCGGAGCUCUACGGCGUGCCGGUGAUCCUCCACACGGACCACUGCAUGCGCGACUGGCUGCCGUGGUUCGACGGCCUGCUCGAGGUGCGCUUGCGGCGUCCGAUUCGUAUGCGCGACGUGGUGCCUUCGACUCGCGCCGGUCGCGGCGAUGGCGUGAUGGUGGGGCCCCCACUGCCUCCACGCCACCGCCUCGUGGCGCCCGACGCCCUCGCCGCGACGCAAACACGCCUGACGCCGCCACGCGACGCCGGGACGCGCGGGGGAGUCACCAACAAUCCACGCAGGCCAACGAGGACUACUUCGCCAAGAACGGCGAGCCCCUCUUCUCGAGCCACAUGCUCGACCUCUCCGAGGAUCCCCUCGAGGAGAACAUCGCGACCUGCGUCGAGUACCUCGAGCGCAUGUCCAAGUCGAACCUCCUCUUAGAAAUGGAGCUCGGCAUCACGGGCGGCGAGGAGGACGGCGUCGACAAUUCGGAUGUGGACUCGUCCAAGCUCUACACGCAGCCCGAGGAGGUCUGGCAGGUCUACGAGGCCCUCUCGAAGGUCCCGAACGGCAAGUUCACGGUCGCGGCCGCCUUCGGCAACGUGCACGGCGUCUACUCGCCGGGCAACGUGCGCCUCGAGCCCCAGAUCCUCCACAACACGCAGAAGUUCAUCUCCGAGAAGCUCGGCGGCGACGACAAGAAGCCCGUCUACUUCGUCUUCCACGGCGGCUCCGGCUCGAGCACCGAGGACAUCCAGUACGCCAUCGAGGCGGGGACCUGUGUGGAAAUCAACCAGUGCGUCGGGUGCACCCGACAAUUCUUCACUAAGUCGUUUCUCGGCGAUGACGCGGCCGUCCUGGCUCGGUCGAGCGGCGAGGAACCGGCAUCGCCACGCCAUCGAGCAGGCGUCGCGUCGAUGGCGUGGAGGACGACGCGGCGAUUCAGCACGAAUGCGCCGUAAAAUUUUGAUUUCCACACAGGCCGGCACGAUCAAGAUGAACAUCGACACGGACACCCAGUGGAGCUUCUGGGUGCGCGGGCCGCGUCCCGAUUAUAUUUCGACCUUCGCCGCGGCCCGUCGGCCGCGCGCCGCGGGCCGUCACGAUUAUACUUCGACCUUCGCCGCGGCGCCGUCGACCACGCGCCGCCCUCAUCUCAUUGCCACACAGGACGGCAUCCGCGAGUACGAGGCCAAGAACCACGACUACCUCCAGCAGCAGAUCGGCAACCCCGACGGCGCCGACAAGCCGAACAAGAAGUACUACGACCCGCGCAUGUGCCUGCGCUCGGCGGAGGAGGCGACCGUGGAAAGAUUGGGCAAGGCGAUGGAGGACCUGAAGUGCGUGAACGUGUUGUAGGCACCUACAAGACCGCACACUGUUCCCUCCCGUCGUAAAAACUAGUUGCUCAUGACUACGCGUCGACGGCGUCGUCGUCGCGGCAUCCGUCGGGGAGAGAGCCGUGGAAAGGACAGAACACAACAAAAUC